AUGCGCCAAAUUCUUGCACAAAUAUUUUUAGCAAAAUUUAUAAUAACAUUCAUUUUAGUUUUUUUGGCCAAACAGCCAGUAAUUGCAUUAUAUGGAAACAAUGUCUUUUUACUGUUAGCAUUUAUCGCGCAUUUUAUUCAGUGGUAUAUGGCCAUAGUUUUAUCAUUUGCAAUCACAUCUUCCAAACUGUUCACUUAUUCACAGUGCUUACCUGUAAUAAACAAUUUUGAAUGUUCCUUCACAAAUUUCUAA
Echinococcus granulosus is the source of this 252-nucleotide messenger RNA. RefSeq lists its product as hypothetical. The record is from RefSeq and is a predicted model, not a curated record. The coding region runs from base 1 to 252 and encodes 83 amino acids. The transcript has 2 exons. Lineage: Eukaryota; Metazoa; Platyhelminthes; Cestoda; Cyclophyllidea; Taeniidae.